CUGCCAAUUCAGUCGCAAUCGUUCUAGCCAAGCUGUUUAUUAUGGUGGAAAGCAACGAAUGGCACGUUAUAAAAUAAACGCAUCGCUACGUAAGAAGAAAUACUUAGGUGUAGUUCUUGAAUUUUCGGGAAUGCUAGGAGGUUACUCCUGUCCUUCGUGCAUUGGACAGGCCGAUAAUCUGAAGGAGGAGCUUCCGAACGCCGGUUUCCGUACUGCACACACACUGCAGAAUUCAUAGAUCGUUCUUGCGGUAGAUGUUCCAAUGCAGUUCCCACGGGACUUCAGCAACGACAGGACAGAGACAUCGUGCCUGGUGGUAAACGCGAAGUCUUCAGUCAUGUCUUUAUGUGUAGCAACAUUUAAUUCCUAACUGCGCUAGCACCGUGGCCCCAGACUGCAGCACACCUGAGAGCAGUGACAGAGAAUGAGGACUGGGGCAGCAGUGGGGUGUAACCUGCUGUUCAUCCUGGUGGACGUUGUGAUCACCACUGUUCUCUACACACAUGGAUGCCAGCCGGUUGUGUUUGUGGAGGAUCUGCAGAACUUUGACAUCUUUCGGUCUGUGUUUGACCUGUGGGGGACCCUGCUGGUCAGGUCAUGCCUGCUGCUAGGAGCCUCCAUCGGGGUGUCGAGGAACAGUGCAGACGGACCCCGCAGGGUUUCGACCCUGGAGACGCUAAGCGACCUCUUAUGCCUUGUGGUCGUCACCUAUGCCCUGGUCAAGCUGCUGUUAUUCUCAGAGCAGGGGGCCGCCAUGUAUGACCCCUGGUUCCUUAGCUUGUUCUCCUGGACAUGUGGGUCGGCCAUGGUGACAAUGUUUCUGUGGAAGCUGUUAGCACGUUCACCCAGCACGGUGGUGAAUGGAGGGGGCUCUGAGGAGGUGGAGAGGUUGGUGGACCAAGUUGCCGAGCACAGCGGAGAAGACGAGGAAGAGGAAAUUGGUGAAAAGAAGAGGAGGAGGGGAAAGAAAAGGGGAAAGGAGGAGCCCCACUCGGGGGCGACAGUUGGCCGCCUUCUGUCCUACUGUAGGAGUGAUGCUGGGCUGCUCGGAAUUGCCUUCUUCUUUCUACUUCUCUCUGCCAUCUGCGAGGCCUUUAUUCCAUAUUACACUGGACAAGCAAUAGAUGGCAUUGUGAUUCACAAGAGCAUGGAAUACUUCAUCAAGCCCAUGGUUACCCUCACAGUUCUUGCCCUAGUCAGCUCAAUUGCGAUUGGAGUGCGAGGAGGUGUUUUCUCCAUCACCUUUGCCAGGUUAAACAUCCGUCUGCGGAACCUUCUCUUCAGAUCGCUAAUGCGUCAGGAGAUUGGCUUCUUUGACGCCAACCACACAGGUGACAUCACCUCACGGCUGACCGCUGACACCACACAGGUGAGCGACCUGAUCUCGGAGAAUGUCAACCUGUUCCUGCGCAGUCUGGUCAAGGGUGUGGGCUUCCUGUUCUUCAUGUUCGGCAUGUCCUGGAAGCUAACGCUCAUCACCAUCAUGGGCUUCCCCUUCAUAGCGGUCAUCUCUAAGGUCUACGGAGAGUACUACAAGAAACUGACCAAGGCAGUGCAGAGCUCUCUGGCAGAGGCCAAUAAGCUGGCAGAGGAGACCAUAUCAGCUAUGAAGACGGUCCGUAGCUUUGCCACCGAGGAACAGGAGGCUGAGGCCUACUAUGAGACUCUGCAAGACAUGUUCAAGCUAAACAAGAAGCAAGCUCUGGCCUAUGCCUGCUAUAUGUGGUCCAGCUGUAUCUCAGAGCUGGCUCUGCAGGUUGCCAUUCUCUUCUAUGGUGGUCACCUGGUUAUUUCGGGUCAGAUGAGUGGGGGCACCCUUAUCUCCUUUGUUAUCUACGAGCUGGAGCUGGGGGAGUGCUUGGAGAGCAUAGCAUCUGUAUACACAGGGCUUAUGCAGGGAGUGGGUGCAGCUGAGAAGGUCUUCGAGUACAUUGACCGGAAACCCACAAUGCCACACGAUGGGCAGGAUGCCCCAGACACAUGCAAGGGCCUGGUUGAGUUCAAGAAUGUGACAUUCGCUUACCCCACACGUCCGGACACAGAGAUACUAAAGAGUGUGUCCUUUGUGGUGCGACCUGGAGAGGUGACUGCUCUGGUGGGCCCUUCAGGAAGUGGAAAGAGCUCCUGUGUGUGCCUGCUGGAGAACUUCUACACGCCACAGCAGGGGCAGGUGCUGCUUGAUGGGCGGCCCGUGCAAGCCUACCAGCACUCCUACCUUCACUCCAAGAUUGCUCUGGUGGGUCAGGAGCCUAUUCUGUUUGCACGCUCAGUUGUCAAGAACAUUACCUACGGCCUGAAAGAUGCCCCCAUGGAGGCAGUGGUACAGGCUGCCACGAAGGCUAACGCGCAUGACUUCGUCACCCGCCUUGCCAGAGGCUAUGACACAGGGGUCGGUGAGAAGGGGACUCAGCUGUCAGGGGGACAGAAACAGAGAGUAGCCAUUGCCCGUGCCCUCAUCCGAAACCCUCACGUGCUCAUCCUGGACGAAGCCACCAGUGCCCUGGAUGCUGAGAGUGAACACAUUGUUCAGCAGGCCUUGAAUGAUAUCAUGCGGGAUCACACAGUGCUGAUAAUUGCCCACCGCCUGAGUACCGUGGAGAGGGCCAACAACAUCAUUGUGAUUGACCGCGGCCAUGUGGUGGAGCAGGGGCCUCACAAGGAGCUCAUGGCCAGGGGGGGUCUCUACUAUAAGCUGGUGCAGAGGCAGGUCCUAGGCAUAGAGACUGGGGCUGAUGUGCUAAACCCCUCAAAGGAACCUGUCUGGCACCCGGAGAGGUGCAAGGUGCAGUCUAGACGGGACAGCAGUGAGUCAGAGGGCACCCCGCAAUAUUGAAAUAAAUUUGGGUCCGGAUUCUGGCUCUAAUGGACCGUGAUAUGCUAAGAUGUACUCAGAUAAGGCCUUAGCUUUUUGAA
Messenger RNA from Megalops cyprinoides (Indo-Pacific tarpon), 2913 nucleotides. RefSeq names its product ATP-binding cassette, sub-family B (MDR/TAP), member 9 (gene abcb9). Gene Ontology annotation, biological process: transmembrane transport; peptide transport. The transcript is spliced from 12 exons. Gene Ontology annotation, molecular function: ATP hydrolysis activity; ABC-type oligopeptide transporter activity; ATP binding. Gene Ontology annotation, cellular component: lysosomal membrane. Bases 425 to 2833 code for a protein of 802 amino acids. NCBI's taxonomy places the organism in Eukaryota, Metazoa, Chordata, Actinopteri, Elopiformes, Megalopidae. The record is from RefSeq and is a predicted model, not a curated record.